AAAGAGUAGAUUGCGUAGUUCCUUUUCCCUGCCUGUGAGGGCAGUACUAACGCUCUCUGUCGUGUCACUGUUGUUUGCUGAGGACAACCUGUCAGGUACUGCUGAAAUCAGGUUCCACCGUUUCAAUUGGAAACAUUUUAGCCCUUUAGUGCAAUGGCAAGCAGAAAAGUUGAAGAAGCUCUUGAUCAUGUAAAAGCAGCUGAAAAAAGCCUAAAAACAACUUUUCUGAAAUGGAGACCUGACCAUGAAUCAGCAGCUGAUGAAUAUCAGAAAGCAGCCACCUGCUUUCGAAACGCGAAAUCAUUCCAGCAGUGUAAAGAAUGUCUUCUGAAAGCAGCAGACUGCCACAAGCAGAACAGAUCGUAUCCUUUGAACGCAUAUUGAAGUAUAUUCGCUUCUAUUUUUCUGACAGAUGCUUAGACCAAGCGAUUCUGGUCUGCAAGGAUUUGGGAGAUCUUUCUGAUGUGUCCGUCCUUGCUGAACGAGCUUGCAACAUGUAUCAGCAACACGGAUCUCCUGAUUCUGGUGCUGCAGCUCUGGACAAAGCCGCCAAGUUACUUGAAAGUCAACAUCCUGAACGGGCGUUGCGUCUUUAUCAACGAGCGGCAGAUGUUGUGAAUAUUGAAGAUAGUCCAAGACAAGCUGCAGAGUUCAUGAGCAAAGUUGCUCGAAUACUGGUGAAAUUACGAAUGUUUGAUGAAGCUGCGGAUGCAUUGAGGCGUGAAAUCGGCUUUCAUCAACAAUCUGAGCAAGUUCAAGCUAUUGGACGCCUCGCUGUAUGCUUAGUGCUGGUGCAAUUAGGUCGUGGUGAUUACGUGGCAGCGGAAAAAGAUUUUAAAGAGUGGGGAAACUAUUGUGAUGCUCCCGAGAUUCAGACUUUGGAAUCACUGUUAAUAGCUUAUGAUGAAGAAGAUUUUGAUGCCGUACGUGUAGCUCUCAACAGUCCUUUUAUUAAACAUAUGGACGUCGAGUAUGCUCGAUUAGCUCGUGAUCUUCGUUUGCAGGAAAGUGAGACAAGUGUUAAUAGAGCUCCUGAAAUGAAAGCAAAAAUUGCAUCAACUGAUAAUGCUGAUAUGGAAGCCGCAGGUGACCAUCCUAAAGACAGUAAUACAGGCUCAUCAACUGUAGAGAAAAUACCAGAAGAUGAAUAUGAAGGGGGCUUAUGCUAAACUUAGGCUUUAUUUUGGGGCAAUUAAAAAUUACAGUUUUAAUAUAUACAACAUUAAUAAUUCAUGUUACACAAAUUAUCUAUUAUGAAAACAUUACUUGUUGACUGCAAUGUAUUAUUUAGAAGUGAGACAGCAUGAGAUUAGAAGUAGAGUAGAUACAGUGAAUUAAAACAUUCAGGUAUGUUAGAGACUGAACUACAAACAUUCAUCUUCAACCUCUUGUAGGGCUACAAAAUUAAGGAUUAUAUAAAUGUUUUUGUUUAUCAAUGUAUACUAAUGUAUAAUGUUUUGCUUUGAAAUCAAAGCUAGGCUGAUGUUCUUUGUGUAUCAAGUUUCCCAAUUUGUUUGGUAUUAUUAGUUAGUGAAACUUGUGUUACUGUGUUUAAUAAGAAAAGGUUAUUUAAUAUUAUUUGUUUUGAGGCAAAUAUUGUAUAUAUGCAUUACUGAACUAAUACUGCCUUCUAGUGAGCAUUAGUAGUGAAGCUGUAUGUGCCGCUUGCUAUGUUAUAAACAAAUGUGGGAGGUCAGAAGGUGAUGGAGAGGGUUUAAAGAGGGUUUAAUAUGAUUGGAGAUUCCAUAGAUGUCUCCAAUCAUGUUAACAUUCCACACACCUCUAGAAACUCUUUUGUUUUCCAAAUAUUGCUGCUCCCAAGUUCCAGUAAAAUUUUGGAUGUCAUUGUUUACAUUCACAGUGUUAAGUUCUUGCAGUGUUAUCUUUUUCAACCACAAAAUGUAUCUUUUGUAUACCGAAUCUAUGGUGAAAAAAAUAACACUUUGAGAUAUCCACAAACCAUUCACCUUUGAUCAGUUUAUUGCAUUCUUGUAAGGAGCACCUAAAGAUUUUCUAACUUUUUUUAAGAUAUAAGGCAUGUUACCCCUAUAAAAUAACUACCAUCUGACCCUCUUCUAGGUAUUGAUUAAAUGUGUUCAUUUUGUAUUAAAUAUUAAAUUUCUGUAGGAGGUAUUAUCAGAUGUUAUCAAUUUAUGUUCAUGACACAUAAGAUGCUGAUGCAUAAUAAACUCCUCUCUGUCUCUGUCAUAUCUAUUUCUUGAGAAAUAGAUAUUCAUCAAUAAACUAUACUUUGCUUUUAAAUUAAUACACUUUUAGCUCUGUUGUACAAAUAUUGUAAAUUCUCUUCCUCUUCUGUAUACAAUAAUUAGAUUUUAUUUGUAAAUAGCUGUUGGUGAUGAAGCAAUUAACUUCUAAUUUUAAUUUCAGCACAUAAAAUUAUGUGAAUAUGUGAAGAGGAGGUGCAAUUUUUGAAAGUUUUUAAUCAAAGGUCUGUGUAAUUGCAAUAUUAAAAAUAAAUAAACAAAUAAGCAAUAUUCCGUUUAAAAAUUCCAUACUUUGAAUUCGAUAAAUUCUGCAAACAUGAUAUUGAGAAGUGAAGUUGUAGGCUUCCGCGACCAGAGUCAAGUGCGUGAUCUUCUCUGUCCGGGUGAUGCCGCGUCAAUGGCUCUGUUGCCGACGUUUUGACCAUCGUGUUGUGGUCUUCCUCAGGAAGCCUUCAACACGGUGUCACCCAGACACGCACAUGAUGAUGGGAAACUUUUCUUUUGUGAAUCAAUUCCACUUGGGGCCUUACCAGUGCAACCUAUUUUGCAUAUUAAUAAAUGGCAAGUUAAUGG
Gryllus bimaculatus (two-spotted cricket) is the source of this 2798-nucleotide messenger RNA. Lineage: Eukaryota; Metazoa; Arthropoda; Insecta; Orthoptera; Gryllidae. The record is from the annotation of a GenBank genome assembly.